AGAGCGAGGAAGAAGAGGAGGGAAAGAGAAAGGCACGCUACGCAGGCGCAAAAGGCGGAGAGACUAAGGAGCGAAUCACAACCGAGGAAACAAAACUGCCGGCUUUCAAAUCCUCCGCCUCCCUUAACGCCAUCAUCCUCGCAGGCUGUGGCUGCGGUAGUAGCUGCAACGUGACAGGCUGGAAGCAGGCGCUUCGCAGCAUCCUUCCCAACUGGUAAUCAGCAAAGGUUGGCGCAAUCCAGACAUGGCAUCGGACGACAUCACUAAGCUGGCGGAGUCGCUCGCUCAGACCCAAGUGGGUGGAGGGCAGCUGAGUUUCAAAGGCAAGAGUCUGAAGCUUAAUACUGCAGAAGAUGCUGAAGAGGUGAUUAAAGAGAUCGAGGAGUUUGAUGGCCUGGAAGCCCUGCGCCUGGAAGGCAACACAGUAGGGGUGGAAGCAGCAAAGGUCAUUGCCAAGGCUCUUGAAAAUAAAUCCCAGCUCAAGAGGUGUCAUUGGAGUGACAUGUUUACUGGGAGACUGAGGUCUGAGAUUCCUCCUGCUCUGAUCUCUCUUGGAGAGGCCCUCAUUUCUGCUGGCUGCCAGCUGAUCGAGCUGGAUCUCAGUGACAAUGCCUUUGGGCCAGAUGGGGUGCGUGGAUUUGAGGCGCUGCUGAAGAGCCCUGCCUGUUUCACUCUGCAGGAACUCAAGUUAAACAAUUGUGGCAUGGGCAUUGGUGGUGGCAAGAUCUUGGCAGGAGCUCUGAAAGAGUGCCACAGGAAGUCAAGUGCUCAAGGCAAGCCUUUGGCUUUGAAAGCAUUUGUGGCUGGCAGGAAUCGCCUGGAAAAUGAUGGUGCGACUGCUCUUGCUGAGGCAUUCAGAGUUAUUGGGACUUUGGAAGAAGUUCACAUGCCACAGAAUGGAAUCAACCAUCCAGGAAUUACAGCCUUAGCUCAGGCCUUUGCUGUCAAUCCCUUGCUGAGAGUGAUCAACCUGAAUGAUAACACUUUCACAGAGAAGGGGGCUGUGGCCAUGGCAGAGACCCUGAAGAAGCUCCGACAAAUAGAAGUGAUCAACUUUGGUGACUGCCUGGUGCGUUCGAAGGGUGCUGUUGCAAUUGCUGAAGCUGUUAGUGAAGGACUUCAUAAGCUUAAGGAACUCAACUUGUCCUUCUGUGAAAUCAAGCGAGAUGCUGCUUUGAUUAUUGCUGAGGCUACUGAAGACAAGCCGGAUCUAGAGAAACUGGAUCUCAAUGGCAAUUGCUUUGGGGAGGAAGGCUGCGAACAACUCCAGGAAAUCCUUGAAGGCUUCAACAUGGCAGAGGUGCUUGGAUCCUUGAGUGAUGAUGAAGGAGAAGAUGAGGAUGAGGAUGAAGAGGACGAUGAGGAGGAGGAAGAGGAGGAAGAAGAGGAGGACGACGAAGAGGAGGAAGAGGACGAGGAGGAAGAAGAAGAGCCACUUCAAGUACAGGAGAGGGGCCAAGGAGAACAAGAAUCACUUACUCCUAAAAAGAUCUUAGAUGAACAUGAUUCUCCUCUGGUGUCUUCACCCCCUCUUCCUCCUGUGGAUGUUGGCACUUUUCUAGCUUUCCCGUCUCCAGAGAAACUGUUGCGGUUGGGCCCCAAAUGCUCAACUUUGAUAGCUCAGCAGACAGACACAUCUGACACAGAGAAAGUUGUUACCGUUUUUCUGAAGAUCUCUUCUGUGUUCAAAGAUGAGACAACAGUAAAAACAGCAGUGAAUGAAACAACAGAUGCUUUGAUGAGAGAAGCAUUUUUGUCUGCUACCUUCAAUUCUGAUGCCUUCAUCACCAGCCUCCUGAUUCAUAUGGGAUUGCUCAAGAGCGAAGAGAAGAUCAAAGCUGUUCCUAGUCUUUAUGGCCCUCUGAUGACUCUGAACCAUAUGGUCCAGCAGGAUUAUUUCCCCAAGUCUCUUGUUCCAGUUCUCUUGGCCUUCGUCACAAAACCCAACCGUGCUUUGGAUUCCUGUUCGUUUGCCCGGCACUUGCUGUUACAGACCCUCCAUCAGCUGUAAUACAGAGGUAGCUGUGCCCCUACCCAUGACAGGACUGAAACUGGAGUGCUCUGAGAUAGAAGCAGUCAAAGACAUCAGGACUUAUGGAUGAAACAUUCUGCCUGUCUUGUCACCAGGAUAUCUGGCUGCUUUCUGCUAUAACAAACUUUGAGGAACUCUGCCAUGUGCUCUUUUUUUUUAAUGUUUUUGUAUUGUUUUACGUUUUUGUGUUCAUUGUUUUUGGGGCACGAUUGUGUUAAGUUCCCUGUUUCCAAAGUGGACUCUGCCUUUCCCAAUAUUUCUCUCUUUUGUGGAGGGUAUUUUGCUUUCUACAAUGUUCUCCUUCGGCUUUUCUGUAUUCUGCUUAGUUGGGACUUCUGUUUCCAAAUUCAGCUGCUGUCAGCACUUAGGGCUCGCUGGAUGUCUCAAACUGUGCCGUUUGUUAGAGGACCAUCUCUCUUGGGAUAACAGUAACUUGCUGAAACUUGGUUUAUUUCUGCAUUGUGCUAUAGACUCCGUAUUGAGUUUUCCCUCCAUUUGUAGACUGGCACCAAGUGUAAAGCGAUGUCACUAUUUUGCUGUUUCUCAGCAUUUCAGGGUGUGAUAAGUGUGGAAGAUGCAUAUAUUCCCAAUUGGGAUAUUUCAUUGCCUGCUUCGUUUGCACAUGUGAUCGUUCACCACUAUUCAUUGACGUCUCCCACUAACACGACAGACUCUGGUAGCCUAAGACUGCUAGUGAUAUUGCUUCACAUACAUAAACAUGUGCCAAAUUAAAAUUGGUUUGGUUCAGAAUAAGCAUAAUCAACUUCGAUUUCCUUUGGAAUCUUCUUUCUUUCUCUUCCUGCUGCCCCCUCAAGGGGGAGAAUUAUCGUUUAUGAAAUGGCAAAUGCUAUCAAUUCACCUUUUGAAUGAGGAUUUUAUAAAUGGAAAUUGGCUAUAUCGAGCAGAUGCAGAGCUGACAAUAACCAGAGGCCUUCAUACAACCCAAAUAAUAGUGACUAUUUCUCUACUUUUUUUAAGCUAUACUUGUGGUCUAAUUCUAUUGUCAUCCAGUUAUUUUCCAUUUUUAAAAUUCUUAGUAUUUCUGUACUUGAUCAUAUUUUUUAUGAGAAAAGUGUGCAUAAUAGUUUCUCUUCUCACAGAUUUUCUCCAGCUAUCCUUGUGCUUGAGCAAUAGGGCUUUUUUACUCAAUUAGAAGGCAGAUUUGAGGAGUCUCCUGCUACUUUCCAUGCAAAAGAAGAAGAAAAAGUGUCAUUCAUUCAUGAGAGCCAUUCCUAGUGGGUUAUUUAAAGAAGAGGACUUGGGCAGUAGGGAAAUCCCCCCUCCCCCGCCAAGAAUAUGGUGCUCAUUAGUGGAUCCUGUGUAAUCAAUACUGCAAAUACUAGCUGUAUAGUCUUGUAAUGCCUCCAUUGAGGAAGUGGUCUAUUUUUUCAGUUGGUACUUUAAUCGUAUGAAUUAAAAUGUUAAGCUGCA
Elgaria multicarinata webbii is the source of this 3463-nucleotide messenger RNA. It is a transcript of the gene RANGAP1, whose product is annotated as Ran GTPase activating protein 1. The transcript has 16 exons. Gene Ontology annotation, biological process: activation of GTPase activity; signal transduction; nucleocytoplasmic transport. NCBI's taxonomy places the organism in Eukaryota, Metazoa, Chordata, Lepidosauria, Squamata, Anguidae. Gene Ontology annotation, cellular component: perinuclear region of cytoplasm; cytosol; nucleus. Gene Ontology annotation, molecular function: GTPase activator activity; small GTPase binding. The record is from RefSeq and is a predicted model, not a curated record. The coding region runs from base 245 to 2011 and encodes 588 amino acids.